Molecule: messenger RNA, 6198 nt
Organism: Beauveria bassiana ARSEF 2860
Lineage: Eukaryota; Fungi; Ascomycota; Sordariomycetes; Hypocreales; Cordycipitaceae
Product: mechanosensitive ion channel
Exons: 3
Coding region: 1-6198 (2065 amino acids)
Biological process (GO): intracellular calcium ion homeostasis; calcium ion transmembrane transport
Cellular component (GO): membrane
Molecular function (GO): calcium channel activity; calcium ion binding
Source: RefSeq, a predicted model, not a curated record
AUGGCCGGUUUUGCUCCUCCCCGUCCUCCCACGGACCGAUACAACUCGGUUGAGGACUAUCACAAUCAUGUCUCGGUGCAAACCUCCAAUGACACACUUGACGAAGGCGACCAUCACAACGAGAAGCAACCCAUGUCGCCCAAUCGCCAUGACGACAUGACACAGCUCAACGACGACCUCGAGCUUCUCCGCGCCGAGCAGCUCAUCUCCAACCAGGAACACGACCUUGAAUUGCAAAGGUCGCGCUCUCGCAACCGCACACACCACCCCGUACCCGAAGACGCCUUCAACCAGCUCGACACGACCCAUGGCCCAGAGAAGAAACGCAACGAGGACGCCAGCCUUUACAAGCUUUGGGCCUUUUUGAAGAAGUUCCCCCGCUUCAUCCGUUACUUUGUCUACAUGCUGCCCGUUGCCCUGCUCCUCCUGCUGCCCGUGCUACUGGGUGCCUUUGCCGUCGACAAGAGGCGCCACGCCGUGGGCGGAAAUGGUGGUGUUGAUUUGAUGUGGUUUGGCAUCUGGCUCGAAAUUGUGUGGUGCUCUCUCUGGGUGUCUCGAAUGGUUACCAAUUUGCUGCCUCCCAUCAUGCAGGCCGUCUGCAAGAUGGGUGGCUCAACCACCCCGAAAAAGUGGAAGGAUGUCGGGUCUCAACUGGAGCUGCAUGCUGCCAUGUUUCUCUGGUUCCUGGCCAUUCUCAUCUCCUUCAAACCCACCACGGCGCAGAAAAGAGUUGAACCCAUCGGUGGCGCUGAUAAGGCUGACUCGCAAAAAUGGAUCGACAUUGUCAACAAGGUCAUUAUUGCCCUUUUUGUCCUCUUUACACUCAAUUUCAUUGAGAAGAUUAUUCUCCAGUGGAUCGCCACCUCGUUUCACCAGCGCACCUACGCCACCCGCAUUGAGAACAACAAGGGCGACAUCCGGCAGAUUGUCCAGCUGUUUGAGCAUGCCAAGUCCAAGCUCGAAGACACCGACACGUUUCUCAAGGGCGAGAAUCCGCGCGUUAGCGGCACACAGACGCCAAUGCGCAUUUUUCAUGAAAACGCCCGCAACGUCCUGGGCAAGGUCGGCUACGUCGCCGGCAAGGUCGGUAACGACUUGAUUGGCCGCAAGGUCAAUGGCAACCAGCCACGCAAGGUCGUCACCGAGUUGCUGCGCAACACGACCUCUGCCUAUACGCUGGCGCGCCUCAUCUAUCGUAGUUUGGUCCGCCCGGACCGAGAUACCGUUCACAUGGAGGACAUUCGAGAAGUCUUCGCCACCGACGAGGAAGCCGAUGCCGCUUUCAUGGUGUUUGACAAGGAUCUCAAUGGCGACAUUUCUUGCCAAGAGUUUGAGCAGGUUUGCAAUGAAAUUCACCUCGAGAAGAAGGCCAUUGCUGCCUCGCUCAAGGAUCUUGACUCUGUUAUCCGAAAGCUUGACAAGGUCUUUCUUUUCAUCAUUGUCAUCAUCUCCAUCAUUGUCUUCAUUUCCAUCCUGUCAGGCUCUGCCGCCGCAGGCCUUGCCUCAGCUAGUACUUCUGUUCUUGGUCUUGCUUGGGUGCUUCAAGCCACGGCGCAAGAGUUUCUCCAGUCCAUCAUUUUCGUCUUUGUCAAGCAUCCGUUCGAUGUUGGCGAUCGUGUGACGAUUUACGGCUCCACAGGUGACAAAAUGACUGGUGACGACUACUACGUCACCGAAAUUUCGCUCCUGUAUACCGAAUUCAAGAAGAUGCAAGGCCACAUUGUGCAGGCCCCCAACUCUGUGCUCAACAACCUCUUCAUUUUAAACCAGAGACGGUCCAACGGUCUCGCGGACCCUGUUCCUCUGAUUAUGCGUUUUGGUACUCCAGUCGAGAAAAUCGACGAGCUCAAGGACCGCAUGCGCAGCUUUUGCCUCCAGAACAAGCGCGACUACCAGGCUACUAUUAUUUCGGAAAUGGUAUCCAUCGAUCAAUUGCGCUCAUGCACGAUGAACAUCAUCUUCUUCCACAAAACCAACUUUCAGAACGAACUCCUGCGUCUCAACCGCCACAACAGAUUUGUCACGGAGCUUAUGGCCCAGAUGAUUGAGGUCGGAAUCCAGGCUCCCAUGCGCAUCGAACCCGGUGGUAGCCGCGACACCCCCAUGUACUGGUCCAACAUGCCGGCCCCUCCCGCCUACGGCAAGGAACACGAGGGUGAGAACCCUAGCGGUGACGACCGUCCUAAGCCGUCUUUGGGGCCGCAUCGCAAGAUGUCCAUCCAGAGAUCGCACAGUACUCAGCGUGAAAUGACCAUUAUGGAGGAAGAGGCUGCUCUAACCAGUUUCGGCGAUGUCUUUGAAAGCCGCCGUGACCAGACCCUCGCACGCAGAAUGGCGUCGAUUCGCGAAAAAGAAAAGGCUGAAAAGGCAUCAGAGGGUGCCGAGGCGGAACCGCGCGGGUCGACGACGUCGGCGGCGGUUCACAGAUCCUCAACAGAAUCGCACCGAGCGCGUCUGUUUUCGCAAACAGAGCUCAGGUCCUGCUCAGAGCGCGCGAUGCCAGCGGCAGGCCUCGCCACAGACCUCCCGGACGGCUGGGAGUGGGACUAUGACGGCACGCGCUGGUUCUACACCUUCAAAGCCAAUGGCCACGUACAGUACCAUUUCCCCUCGGACGGCGACGAGUUCCCCGACUUUGUGGGCGUUGUCCCGGCGGCGCUUGAGCCUGAGGAGCGGCUCGCCUCGCACCAGCAGGUGAAACGUGCGACCGGCGCCCCUCCGGAAAGGAAGAAGAAGAAUAGUAAAGAUGGUAGGGGCAACAGGAUGACGGCGACGACGCCGCGCCCGGUGGGUAUCGAAUGGGACGGGGAUGUAGGCGCGGGGAGCAGUGAGGAGGAGGAGGAGGAGGAGGAGGGAGAGGGGGUUGGGAGUCGAGUGGUGUUUGAGCCAGAGAAUCUCAUGUUUCUAGGACCGCAGACGUAUGCGGAGGUGAGCCCGCUGAUUGAGGAGGAGGAGGAAGCGGCGAAGAGAACGGUGGUAGGGGAUGAAGAGGCGGUGGUGAGCCCGGCGAAGACGAUGGAAAAGGACACGCCGGCAACGAGUAGCACGGAGGAAGGAAGCAAGGAGGUGAAGAACAAGAAGCCGCUGGCAAAGAAAGAGGAAUCUGUGGUAGCUCAGGAAGCGAAAUCAGCCGAGGAACUUACAAAGUCACUGGCAACGCAGCAGUCAGCUUGUGCAGCAGAUCCUACCGCGCAGCAAGAUCCAUCUCUCGACAGAGAAGCGGCCGCGCCGUCAUCAGCACUGCCGACCACAUCACCGCCGCCGGGCUCGACGCACGCCUCGGCCGUCGAGCUACCCGUUCCCAAACCGCCGCCGUUCAACCCCGUCGGCAUCAUUGCCGAGAUGCCCACCGGGGAUACACCACGAUCGCACAUUGAGCUGAAUCCGAUCCCCGUGGAGAUCAUGGAUGCCUCGGUACUGGCGCCCAUCGAGACGGCACCGUCAUUGGGUGUUGCUGAGCUGUCGGGGCAGGGCAGGGCUCCGGCGGCCGCAGUGGUGAAGCAGAAGCAGCAGAUACAGAAAGGCGUUGGUAUAACCAGACUACCACCAAUGCAGAUGAAGAUUAAGAGGAAGCCGACGGAUCCCAACGCCUCGAUCCCCUCGCCCAUGUCGGCGUCGUCUUCGGCUCUCAUAUCUCCGUCUGCCGUCUCUCAGCUCUCUGUCGCCUCGUCACCGCCCGCGUCCCUGCCGGCGCCUGUUGCGACGCAGUACAAGCCGUGGACGCCAGUGUCGCCGCUGCUGCGCGCGGACACGGAGCCCGCUGUGCCGCGUCCUGCCAUGAUGACGGCGCAGCAGCAGCGCGCAAUGACGGCGCCGCCGUCGCCCGUGGCGAAUCCGCAUCUAAGCCAUGCGCCAUCGGUGCUACGGCCGGCGGGCCGGCAGUCGCGUCAGUCGACGAGCGUGUCACCGGAGCGCAAGGGUGGCGGAAGCGAGACGAGAAAUGGCGGAAGCAGAAUAUCAACAGCUCCGGCGGAAGAACCUGUGCAGAGUGGGACAGUGAGGGGAGCAUCGCCGCAGAAUGUGUCGGCGCCCGGUACGCUGGAGGGGCAGAUGCGACCACUGGGACAAGCACAGCCUCCGAAUUCGACAUCCCAGCGAGGAGAAAUGACGGCACGGCCACAUAUGCAGUUGCAGGGACAAGGGCCACCGCAGGAAGUAUCGUCACAGCCGAUCCAAACACCCCAGCCAGUCCAGAUGCCGACGGGGCAGAUGCCGCCGGGCCAGAUGCCGCCGGGCCAGAUGCCGCCGGGCCAGAUGCCGCCGGGCCAGAUGCCACUACAAGACCAUCGUCGACCUGUGAGCAUGGCGCCUGGCCAGCACCCUCCUGUGCCGAUACCACAGCCCUACAACCAGUACCACAACCAGCCUCACCGAAUCAGCCAGCAUCCCGGACCACCGUGGCUAGCUUCCGGCCAGCCGGUCCCGAGUCCAAGCCCCAUGACACCACCCGUGCAGCAGCAACCACCGCCGGGUUGGAUGAGGCAAUCAAUGCCCCCGGUAUAUCCUACUGGACAGCAACUACCCAACGGUAGGCACUCCCUGGUGGCUCAAGGUGAAUCAAGAUUGGUUCCUUUGGGCAGCCACUACCACCCAGCUCCAUCUUCAACAUCGACCCCGAGUGAGCCACCCGCGGGCCAAAGCCGCCGUCGAUCAUCCACAGCGGACUCUUUAACUGUGUCUCCUCUCAGGCCGAGAGCUGAUAGUCAGCCGCUGGGGCUUGUGCUGCCGUCGCCCUCUCCCAUGGAAACGCCACAAGCGCCUGGCGCGGCGUCCGUCCCGCAUGAGCAUCCGACGCCAGGUAGCGCCAAAGUCGGCACGGGUCCAGAUAUAGGUCAUGGUAGGAGUAAACCGACGACUGAUUCGUACUUUCCAUCCAGCAAGGAGCGUUCCGCUGGCCUUGUUGGUGACAUUGCAGACCAGUUCGCGGCGGAAAUGCAGGCUAUCUUAGGACCUGGCUCGGAGGCUUCCGAUGCCACCCCGGCUACCAACACUGCAGCGGCAAAGCCCGAGCCCAGGGGCUUGGUCGGAGCACCGUCCCUGGGCACUGGAAAGAUGCUUCACCGCAUUGAAGAGCAUCAAGCUGGUAAUACACCCAUAUCUGCGAGCUCGACGCAGGAUUUGAGGCCCAGCUCAGUGGCUACGGACUUGACCCUGAGUACCUUGCAAUCUACUGCGUCUCAGCCGCAGCCAUCAGCGCCCUUGCAACAGACUUCACCAAAUAACAUGUUACAGGCCUCUCAAGGCAUCAAGCCAGCGAUCAAUAGAAAGCCCGCACCUCAUUCGCACGGCGCCCAAGCAGGCAUGCCAUUGCCAGGACAGAUUAGGCCGCCCGGCCUCGGACCUCAAGGUUCGAUACUUGGGCAAGGCGUUGCGCCGCAGCAUCAAUGGCAAAGCAGCAUGCAGCAGUCAACGCAGCGGCCUCUAUCUGUGCCACCGCAGACUCAUGUGCAGCCGAGCAAGAGCAAGGAAAACAAGUGGACGAAGUGGUUCAAGAGUUCCAAGCCGGAAAAGAAACUGAGCACCUCGCAAAUCGGGAUGCCGCAGCAGCUGCAGCAUUCCCCUCAAGGCUGGAUGCAGCCGCAGCAGUGGCAGCCAGGAGCCCCGAUCCCGGGUCAUGCCUUUCAACAUCAUUCAAUGCAGGGACAGCCGACACAAUGGCAAGCUCAAGGACAGCCUGCUCCAGGACAAUCUAUCACAGGACAGUCUACCCAUGGGCAACCCAUGCAGAGCACUCUCAUGGCCCGUCCCAUGUCGCUGCAGCGUAUGCCAAUGAACGCCCAUCCGCCGCAUCAAAUAUUUCCAGGGCAGGGCAACGGUCCAACGCCUAGGGCGAUGGAGCAGCAAGGUCCACUCGGGUCACACUCGCCUCAGCAGUACAUGCCACUCCAGCCAGGCCAGCCCAUGCAGAUGAGGCAGCCUUUCGGUGCUCCAAACCAGCAGAUGAGGCCUGGAGGACCUGUGAUGCAGAUGCAACCUCCAGGUCUAGCAGGAUCGCCAGCACAAACAACGCCAUUACAGCACUUGCAGAAAUCAUUACAAAAUAGCGCCUUGUCCUCGCAACAGACGGGGCAGCUGGCACCACAGUCGGAAGGGCCGACGGCAUCCCCCAUGACAAACCAUCUCAUGCCGGCACCUCUUUCCUUAAGACCGAAAUCCGAGGUUCCAGCUGGAAUACCAGGUAGUGCGCUAUCAAGCUAG